This is a messenger RNA of Schistocerca americana (American grasshopper), 8098 nucleotides long. Its product is annotated as zinc finger protein 236. Lineage: Eukaryota; Metazoa; Arthropoda; Insecta; Orthoptera; Acrididae. The coding region runs from base 729 to 5210 and encodes 1493 amino acids. The record is from RefSeq and is a predicted model, not a curated record. Gene Ontology annotation, molecular function: nucleic acid binding; zinc ion binding. The transcript has 14 exons.
CUGAGCGGCGUGGCGUGGCGACGCAACGCUGGCCGGCUGUGGCGGCGGCGGCGGUGGCGACGGCGGGGCGAAGCGGUCAGCCAGCCUCGACAGACACUGACUGACUGACUGACACGGCUCCGCUACAGUAGACAGGCGGCCGGCGGGCGGACAGAUAGACCCAGGCCGGCCGACCGGGCGGCGCAAUCACCAGCCACUCCGUAGUCCGCGCGCGCGCUGUCUCUCUCUCUCUCCCUCCCCCUUUCUUUCUCUCUUUCUCACUCGCACGCCCUCCCCUCUCCCUCUCUCUCACUCUCGACACCUUCCCCCCUCUCUCGCUCACUUCGUGCUCCCUCACGCUCCGCGCGGCUCCCGCUGUCAACUCCUCGUCACCGAGUAUUCCGAAAAUCUAAACGUCGUCGCGUAGCAAACACCGCCACCGCGCGCUGCCGCGGUGCGAGUAACCUCAUGGGUCUGCUGGUGACGUCACGCGUGCUGGGCGGAGCUUGCGCCAGUCACCGCCCAUCCCUUCCCCUCCGCUCCCCUCCACUGCGCGGCCAGUCCAUUCGAUCACAGCGAGAGGGGGUUAAUACAGUGCUACGAGAAGCAUUUCCCCGAGUUUUUCCUGACCUCGAAAUCACAGGACUGAAAUUUCCCCCUUGGUGUGAUGGAGUGGUGAAUUGCCCUGACAACAGCCUGCCAGCUGAGAGAAGUGCACCUUAAAAACCACAGUUCAGUGAGCAGCGCGGAUGGAGGAGGAGGACGACGACACGCACCUGUGCCUCAAGUGCCGGGCGACCAUCACGGGGCUGGACAACUACGUGCAGCACCGCAAGGCGGGCUGCCCGCCGCGCCAGGGCCAGGAGCUGCGCGCCGACGACUUCUUCUCCUCGUUGGAGCUGCAGAGCUCCGCCAAGAAGGCCGCCGCCGCCUCAGCCACGCCCGGCACCGCCGCCGCCAGCAACGAGCGCACCGGCCGCGACACAGACGAGGAGGAAGAGGAGGAGGAGUACAGUGACGGAGAGGAGUUCGCGGACUUUGAGGAGGAGUGUCCGCCGCGCGGCCACACAGGGGGCAAGUGGCGGCCUAGCGCCUGGGCUGGGGGCGGCGCCGCGUCGCCCCUGCCGCCCCCGCCACCGCUGGAGCCGCCGCCCUCCUUCACCGGCGGCAAGUGGAGGCCGCAGCUGUCACCCCAGGAACACCGACCGGGCUCACCUCCCCAUCACCAGCAAGAGGCUUCCGGUGGCAGCAGCGCCAGCGGUCGUUGGCCGGAGACCGAGCAACCCAAAGAGCAGCAGCAGCAGCAGGCGAGGAGCCGCCAGGAGCCGGAAGAUGACGACGAAGAGGAAGAGGGCGGGGGCGGUGGCCCGCCGCCGGGGCACACGAGCGGCAAGUGGGUGCCCGGAGGCCGCGCGGUGCGCAAGCAGGGCAGCACUGUGCAGUACUGGUGCGGCGCCUGCUGCCGGCGGCUCAGCUCGCGCGCGCUCUACCAGCGCCACCUGCAGUCCGAGCUGCACUUCAAGCGCACCCUGCUCGAGCGACAGCUGGAGAGCAGCCGCCCGCCGCAGCUGCAGCCGCAGCAGAGGCCGCGCGCCAAGCGGGUCGUGCGCCGCACCGCCGCUUACAUCAACAGCCACCUCUGGGCGCCCAGCAAGCGCCGCCGCCUACAGGAAGAGGCAGACCGCCAGGCGGCGUCGCAAGCCGUGGCCCCCUCGAGCCCUCCGCCGCCUGCCACCACCACCGCCAAGCAGAGGCCAGCAGCAGCUCAGGAGCCGCGGCCGCAGCAACACCAGCGCCAGCGACAGAAGCGGCUGGCGCAGUGCGAGGCGUGCCGCGCGCGGCUGCAGCGCCACCAGUGGGGCCAGCACCUGCUGUCGCACUACCACUGGCAGCGCGGGGCCGCCGCCGCGCCGCAGCUCCACCGCCAGCUCGUGCUGCGCCACAUGCCCGCCAUCGCCAGGCUGGCGCCCUUCCGCUGCCAGCCCUGCCACUUCUACUUCAACACUUCCCACGAUCUCGAGCAGCACGUCCGCUCCCGCGAGCACCGCCAGCGCGACACAGAGUUGCAGGGCGACUACUGGUGCUCGCUGUGCCGCGCCUCGUGCGACAGCGCGGCCGCCCUGCUGGGGCACCUGCGCUCGCAGGCGCACGGCGAGCUGGUGGCGGCGGCCGCCGGCUCGCUGCCCGUCGAGCUGCGGCGCCGCCGCCUGCCCUGGUGCGCCGACUGCGGCCGGCGCUUCCAGCUGCGCGCGCAGGUGCUGGCGCACGCCCGCCGCCGCGGCCACUUCCGCGCGCUGCGGCUGAUACAGAGGGUGGCCAGGCCGUGCCUCCGCAGCUGCGCCCAGUGCAGCCUGCGCUGCCAGUCGUGGGCCGAGCUUCAGCGACACGUCAAGAAGGCGCACGGCCGGGAGCUGUUCUUCUGCUCGGCGUGCUCGCUGGAGUUCGGCAGCAGCGCGGAGGCGCUGGCGCAUCGGCGCUCCACGCGGCACCGCCACACGGCCAUCCAGCACCUGGCGGGCCCCCGCCGCUGCCACUUCUGCCCGCUCACCGUGGACGGGCUGCCCAGCCUCCAGCAGCACAUCCGCGCCGUCCACCCCAACCUCAUGAGCGCGUGCGCGAUGUGCGGCAUGAAGUUCGCCCUGGCGCAGCAGCUGGCCCGCCACGUGCGUGACAAGGCAUGCGCGUUCCCCGCCCAGGGCGCUGCUGCAGAGCAGAGCAGCCAGCAGCAGCCGGAAGCAGCGGAGGCGGCGUCGGCCGUGGCAGACGCGGACCCUCCUCAGCAAGUCACCGAGGAACCUCAGCAGGCCCCAGAGGAGACGGCCGGGUCUCCGCCUGCCUCCGCCGCAGACCGCGACCCGUUGUCCACGGCAGUCGCUGUCGAGUCCGAGGCACCGGAGGGGCUACUCAAAGAACACGCGUGCAGCCAGUGCCCGUACCGCUGCUCCACGCGGGUCGAUCUCUUAUUCCACACGGUGCUGCACGGCGCGCCGUCCAAGUCGCAGCUGCAGUGCCCCGAGUGCGGCGCGGUGGUGUCUAAGCGGGCGCUGCGCUCGCACCUGCGCGUGCACACGGGUGAGCGGCCGUUGUGGUGCGCCGACUGCGGCGGCGAGUACCCCAGCCGUGCCGCGCUGCUGGCGCACCAGCAGCGCGCGCACUCCAAGUUCGCGGCGGCCCCGGUCGCGCCGUGCGCCGUUUGCGGCUUCCGCGCCGCCAACGCCGUCACCAUGCGGCGGCACGCGCGCCUCCACGCGCCCCGACCCAGGAACUUCGUCUGCGCCAAGUGCGGCAAGGCCUUCUACGACAAGACGACGCUGCAGCAGCACGAGAAGGUGCACUCGGGCAAGACGGUGCCCUGCGACCACGCCGGCUGCAUGUACCGCUGCCGGUCGCUCUCAGAGCUGGCCUUCCACCGCCGGACGCACUCCGACGAGCGCUCCUUUCAUUGCGACGCCUGCAACUUCUCCACCAAGACCAAGUCGCAGCUCGUCCGGCAUGUGAAGAUGCACCUGAACGAGCGCGCGCACCGCUGCCAGCACUGCUCGUUCAGCUCGAGGGUGUCUUCCCACCUGCGCAGACAUAUGCGAGUUCACACUGGGGCCAAGCCCUUUCGCUGCCCUCACUGUACCUUCACCUGCAGCAGCCUCGAAAACCUACGGAAACACGUACUGAGCACCGCGAAGCACCAGGGGAAGUACAUGUACCAGUGCCACCUGUGCGACUUCGGCUGCAACAUGGCGGCCGACUUCCGUGCCCACCUGGUGGUCGCGCACCCCAACGCCUUCCCCGACAGCGAAUGCGCCGCGUCGUACGCCACGGGCAUCUACCAGCGCGCCGACGACCCAGUCUCCGUCGACCAUCCACUCGAGCGCCAGCCGCGGAAGCGCAAGAGGCAGACCAAGUCGGCGGGCAGCUCUGAAGACCCGCCAGUGGCGAACCCAGCCGCACUACCUACUGUGCAAGAGCCCGAGAGCUGCGUCGCUUCUGGUGGAUCUGCCGACAACCUCAAACAGCUGCAGCCUGGUGAGAUGACUGCCCAGCCAGCCAACGAAGAAGUCUCAUCUGUGAAAGUGAAACCAGAGCCCACAACACUGCAUUCUGACGAUCGGACUCUGCUGGAACCCGAGGAACCAACAGUGGGGCAGUGCCUGCCCAAAAGGAAACUGCAGUCCUCGACACCGAAAUCAGCUACCUCAACAGCUUCAAACUGCUCACCGCCAGGGCAUCAGACGACAUCCCAGACGCCACAGGCGAAGCACAGAAUACGCCUCGUGACUGCGACAAAGUCAGCGGCACAGCAUCCCGUUGGCAGUGUUCGUCAACUGACUCCUUCAGUACCUCCCCCACUCCAAAUUUCUCCACUGUCGAUUCAGAUCCCAGUGGUACCGACGGUGACGACACAAAUACAACCGAAAAUAGCCAUUCCAGCCAUCAGAAAUUCUACAGCUGCUACAGCUGCGCGUCCGCUGAUUGGAGUGCCUGUUCCUCAGCUGCAGACAUUUCGGGCCACAACUGGCUGUCAGGUGCCACAGCUGCUGGUACAGCCGGCACCGUUAGCAUUCAUUCUGUCACAGCCGGGCAACGUCCUUCAGAAGUCUACAGCCACCAUUCAGCCCAAGAGUACUGCUAGUCCAACACUAGUGACGGUACGUGCGGAAAGUCCCAGGCCACUGACACCUUCUGUGAUCCAGCUCUCACCAUCUGUCAUCUGUACUCCACAGCUACAGUUAGCAUCCAACGUUUCUGUCGGUAAAACAGUACGACCUUUAUCCUUGACAACAUUGUCCUCAGUACCAGGAACCAAAGAAUCUUUGAUCACUCCUGCUACGAUCUCUUCCAAAGCCCAGACUCAGGCAAAAUUUACAAGAAACGUUGUAGUAAAAUCUCAGUCACUUCAGAAUGCAGUCCAAUUAAAGAAAGCAACAGCAUCAGCUCCAGCAACGGGAAAAAAGUUUCCACCACUUCUGAGGCCGGCUUUGGGUGUGACGUUCCAAAAGACGGCCCAGUCUUCAGUGACAGCUACAACGUCAGUGGCCUCGCUGACAACACAAAUGAGUGGAACGCCAAGUGAUCAUCGGGACUAUAUCAGUCAGACAAGGAGUGGCGUUGCGAGGGUCCUUACGACAAUCGACGACGCAGAGCGUCCUGGCACGGCAUCGAGCAGUGAGACACAACCGAGCAGCAACAUUAAAGUGGAAGACAGCGAUACGGACGAACCAGCUGACCAGCGGUGACGUCACCAUGCUGCGGACAACCUCAUCGUGGGAGUGACGUCGUAAUGCGAAGUCCCCACGUCACGACGCAGGUCGUCAGAGUAUGUGCAGUGAAAGACAAUCCAUUGCUUUAUUUUCUUUGUUAACACGCGAGGAAAUCCGUCAGUCAGUCAGUACGAAACAGAAACAGCAACAUAAUCAGUCGAGCACUACAGCCGACAGCAGCGUGUAUUAGUUUUAUGAGAGCGAUAUUUCAAAUCCAGCCUGUCUUCGUAAAAAAGGAUACGUGAAGCCCCGCAAUGAAAAUAUCGUCGAUAUUAAAUAAACUUCAUUGCAAGGGAUUGGCUCUGUAAAUUUCUUCUUUUUUCGCAACUGAAAUCGUUGUUUUGAUCUGCACCAGAAAACGAGAAACUCGUGUGAUUUCCGUGGUUAGCGGGAUUUGUGAUGAUUUAUUUUCGGGGUUCCUUGCCCUAUUGAUGACUCCAUUCUGCUUGCAGAACAUUUCGACGUCUGAUCUAGUCGUCUUUUUGAGGUUGUGACAUUCUUGGCCAGUGGCAACACUUUUUAUGUCGAAAUUUGUCUGGAUAACGCAUCAAGUGCCGGUAUAACCAUUUUCACAUUCAUUAAAAAUACUUAUUUUCUGAUCGACUGUGCAGUCUAAGGUGGAAAGUCUCAGGCUGACUAUACAACAGUUAUUGCUUAUUGGUUGUUACAUCAGUUUUAAAAAAAGAAACAGUUACAUGUUUCCAAUAAAAAAUAAAAACCCUGCUUCUCAAGUCAACGUGGCUACCAUCUUUCCAGUCACAAAUUUAUAAGAAAUAUCACGGAGCCGUCGGCACUGACUGACAUUCGGCCUUGUUCAUACAAGAGAUCAGCAAUUUCCGUCACUUCUCUCAGAAGCGGUUUUAUUUAAAGACUGCGUCAUUUACGUGAUUAGUUAGGCGUAAAAAGCCAUUCCAACAGAUUUGUUGGUGGAACGCCAAAAAUACGCAAUUAAGGAUUUUAAAUGAUGUCCUUCGCAGAAUACCAGUUAAUUUGGUUUAGAAUCGCCAUUUAUAAUUGUUUAUUGACAUUGGAUUUGCUAGAAAAAGACAUUGGUAUUGGUGACAUUUAAAACCAAUUACUUUUCCCCAUUACAAAAAUUGUAAUAAUAAUUUUGUUGAUGUAAGUCAUUCACUGUGCGUAAAGGUUGAUAUGGCGUUAAAAACUUCCAGUGAUGAAUGUGCUGGAGGUAAUAGAUGAUUUUAUAUGGCUAUAUUAAUUCUUUAUUAUUAAAAUAUAGACUUUUUACUUGCAUUCACUUGUGUGUGCCGAGUUAGUUCUAUACUCUGCAUAGUCUGCAAUAACACAGUCACUCUGAUGUGUGGUUCGAUCAAAAUGAUGCAAAAUUACCUACGAAAACCACCAUAUAUCAGAUGUGAUGGGUCAUUUAAAUGAAGCAGUCCUCUACGAAACCUGUUAUGUCACUAUGAAUUGUGCGACCUCCCGUUUUCCAAUAAACGUUACUAUUAUUUGGCGCGUACUCGAAACUGAGAAUUGGACGCGAAAAUUCGGAUGACUCAGAGAUACUAAUACGAGUAAGUGUAUUUAGUAUGUCUGACAUUAAAUGAAUCAGAAAAUUACAAGAAAAAUUAAGGUCUUGGCAGCACUACGUUACGCGAAAUCGAAGUCUGACUGAAAUGUUCGGUAAUUUUACGUUACGUGUCAGAGACUACGCUGAAGGCAAUCGGUUAUGGGCUUAGUGUAUGCUGUCAAUCUACUAUCCAUGAAAAUCAGAAGGUAAUUCGAGCUACAUCAGAAGAUAUUCAGAGCAGAGAUUUUAUUUUUGCUCACUGCCAGAAAGUCUCGUUUGUCUUUUAUUGUGUGUAAAAAUGGAGGCGUCAGUUAGAAUGGAAACGCGACAACGUGCCAUCAGUCAACAAUUCGUGUCGCUUGUAAUAAGUCAGGUUAGAGCUUCCGUUUCAUAAUGGAUGUGCCCAAACUAUUGACCUUCGUUGUUUUACUACCUCGAUUCACACAAGCAGCAGCUACCCACUGCGUAUGAAUUGCGUAUGAAACAGCAGAUGUUUGAUUUCCAUGUAUCAAAACGUAGAAGUGUUACAUAUAUAUCUGCAUGUCUUUCGAAAUAUAUUGGUCAUUCGAAUGUGUGUUUGAAUUUACAAUAGUAAAUGUGGUUAUGAGGUAGCGGUAAACAGGUUUGUUUUAUAACGCACAGCCUUGAGAAAAGUGUUAAUACAGAGGGCGUUAAGUUCGUUUUUGAAUAUCGAAGGACAACUCAGACUCAGUUUCGAAAUGUUUCUUCAGAGUUGCACAUAGUUGUAAACGUCGCUAGUGUUUAUAAACUCUGCUUUUAAAGUAAACACAUGUUAUUACCCUUGAUGCUACCUGCGAAAGAAUGGAUUUUUGACGUUGUUCUCAAUUUCCCUGUUGUGGCUAACCAGCAUCCGGGCAGAACUCCAUACAAUAUAUAUUCUGUCGCGGACUUUGUAAUGUCUUUCAUUCAUAAUAGAAUAUGCUACAUGCGGGCUGCUCAUAGGAACGCAUUUACUACAAAUAUUCCCUGAAGUCGUCACUUGAGUUGACAGCUACAAACAACUGCGCUUCAGCCUUUAUAACACUGCCUCCUGUCUAAAGCUGUUUCUCAGAAAUGUUCCAGCGCUGGAAGAAACAGUGACCUUUCAGCUUCCACCGAGAAGACAUUCCAGUUCAACAGCAAUGUACACCAUGAUCCCUGUUACUUGCCGUCGUACGUAUAUCACCAGCUAGCCGACGUGCAACACAGUCCAAUUGAAAAUAACAUAACGACCUAUUUUGUAACAGUUGAACCUUUAAAUAUUGUGUCUUUCAUGUUCCUCGUUAUUCAUUGCUUUGAAAUGUAGAAUUUUGUGAAUAAAAUGUUUAAAUACAAU